AUUUCAUAGCGACUUUUGAAUAUGCGCUUGAAUCACGGUCAAGACAAUCUAAACAUGACCAUGAGACUGUAAAACGAGUUUUCAACGAGAUUCAGCCUGACGGCAUCCCCUCUCCGAUUUUUUUUUUUUUACGACAAGCCAUGACGUAAGCCGACGGUAGCUAUCUGUGACCAUUUUAUCCGCAACACACUCAAAACCUUGAACUGAAGUCACUUAGCUCUGAAAUAAUUGGCUUUGAAGUAAUUCUCUUGAAAUGUCUUUUAUUAGACACAUUAUCCGCAGACAUAGUAUUCGUUUUGUCCAAAGUUCCACAGUCAUUCAUCGCCAUCUUGUAGCUCACUGCUGACAUGGACACAGUUCCCGACGAUAAUUUUUUUUUCGACGUGGGCACCAGAAUUUUUGCCGUGAAGAGUACAAGCCACGUGCUGCGUUCUCUGUUUGUCCUCAGACUUUGCUCCUACGAUAUUGUGGCAAGAAAAAGUUUGGUGCUUAUGUCUUUUGGUCAAAAGGUGCUUGGAAAAACUUUGUUUGAAUUUGUACUGCGUAAAACCAUGUAUAGCCAGUUUGUGGCUGGAGAGACUCUACCAGCUAUACAGAACACAAUUAGAGAGCUGGGUGAAUGUGGAAUAGGAACAAUGUUAUGUGUACCUAAUGAAGAAGAUCUUUCAACUGAUUACAAUAACUUUAAAGAAAGAGAAGCUAUGUUUGAUAGAAAUGCAAAUGCCAUUCUUGACUGCAUUGAAAAGACAGCAGAGGGAGGCUUUUCGCAAAUGAAAAUGACAGCCAUAUGCAGCCCAAUGCUACUGAAUGAGUUGAACAAGCACUUAGCACCAUAUGAAUCAAGUACAGAGGCACCUAAAGGACUUGAUAUUCCAAGCUUUGCACAGGGGUUUGACAACAAGAUAAAUUUGCCUGUUUUAAAUGACAAUCAAAAUGAGCACCUUGUCAAUGUACUGAAAAGACAAGACAAAUUUGCUGAGACAUGUAUAAAUCGCAAUGUGCGAUUGGUUAUUGAUGCAGAGCAGACAUAUCUGCAGGCAGCAAUCAAUCAGUUGGUGUUAGCCCUUCAGUAUAAAUACAACAAAAACAACCCUUGGGUCUACAACACCUAUCAGUGCUACAGAAAGGACACCUAUGACAGAGUGGUGGCAAAUUUGGAAUUGAUGGAAAGACUGGGUUUCCACUUUGGUGCCAAGAUUGUUCGUGGUGCAUACAUGACAAUGGAGAGGAAUCUUGCAGCAGCUAUGGGGUACGAUGACCCAAUACAUAACAGCUACGAAGACACCUGUAGAAUGUAUGAGCAGGUGGCAGACACUUUGUUACACCUGGCAAGUCGGACUCCCGCAGAAGUCAUGGUAGCCACUCAUAAUGAAGAAUCAGUCAAACUUGUUGUCCAAAGAAUGAAGGAACUUGGCAUUGCACAGGAUGGAAGGAAGAUUUCAUUUGGACAACUGUAUGGGAUGUGUGACCAGGUCUCUUUCUUGUUGGGGCAGAAAGGCUUCAAUGUGUACAAGUCAGUACCCUAUGGCCCUGUAGGUGAAGCACUUGCUUAUCUUGGGCGCAGAGCAACUGAGAACAGGGAUGUUAUCAAACGAACAGAAAAGGAAAGAUCUCUCUUGUGGCAAGAGCUAAGGAGAAGAAUUACUUCCCCAACUCAUUAAUGUGAACACUAUCUUCAGACUUAUUUGAUCAAUUCCUUGGCAUGCAAGGCAGUCUUUUGAAGGCAGCAGGGCAUAAUCAACACAUUUUUUCAAUAAAUGAGACAAUAGUUGGCAAGGAAGUAAAAUCAAAAAUGGCAUGGGUGCAUAGUUUUGUUGUUACCAACAAUGAUCAAUAGUUGUUUAUUUGCCACCACUUAAAGCACUCUCUUGGGUUUGAAUUCCGACAAAAUCAUAACUUACAGCAAUUUGAUGUUGUUCAAUAACACAGUUUCUACUUGGUCUUUUCAAACUCAAUAUAGCUCUACAGCUUAAAAAAACGUUUAUGGAGAAAUGAACUUGCAGUUGCUGAUAAACUUCCAUUAAUAAUAGCUGGAUGUUUUCAGUACAUCUUGUGACCUUAAAAACGAAAGAUUCCAUACUUAACUGCACCAGACCCUUAGCCCCAAGCAAUGCUUCUCUGAACACACAUUAAGAAUAUUUCUACUCAAAGUAUGUGUGGUGCAAUUAAUGAACUGGAAAUCCACUUUUAGGCCUGUGUGCUCUUCAUUUCAUAUCAAGAAGAGGUGUUAAUUAAUUAAUGGCCUUUGCUGCUGUCUUGAAGAUGCUUGGCAUUAUUUAACUGCAUGGUACAGCCAAUACCAAAUGUAAUUUACUGUGUGGUACAGCUGAUGAUGUAAAAAACAUCAGUCCUGCUUUUGUUGCACAACUAAAAUGUACUGAGGGCACAAUCAUUUAAAAAUGAGAGGUUUCCCUUAUGAAUAUUUCAAUAAUUCUAGUUAGGUUUGUGAUCAAAUUAGUCAAACUCAUCAAACAUUUUUUGUAGUUUUAUGAAUAUUAGGGCGCAAAGAAUAACAGAUUAUUAGAACAGA
This is a messenger RNA of Stylophora pistillata, 2530 nucleotides long. RefSeq names its product hydroxyproline dehydrogenase. Gene Ontology annotation, cellular component: mitochondrion. Gene Ontology annotation, molecular function: FAD binding; proline dehydrogenase activity. NCBI's taxonomy places the organism in Eukaryota, Metazoa, Cnidaria, Anthozoa, Scleractinia, Pocilloporidae. The record is from RefSeq and is a predicted model, not a curated record.